CUUGAACCUAUUUUGUGUAUAAUACAAAGUUCUGCAUGAAGAAUAACUGAUAGAUGUAUUCUUACUUUCUCCUUUCCUCUUUUUUUUUGGUGGUUGACUGGAUUAUGAAGACCUCGACAUCUGAGAGGAAAUAUGAAAUACAAUGGACAACUUGAAAUCAAUUAGAUAAUUUGCAUUUCGAAAAUGACCUGACCUUUCUAUUCCAUACACAUUAACAAAUGAAGGUCAAGAUAAACAGUGUAGCAUUGGCCACUGCAUCAGUAGGCCUCUACAUACACAAAGGAAAAAGUGAAAUCCUCAAAUACAACACGAAGAACACUCAAUCACACUUGAUGGAGAUUUUCUGAAAGAUGUGUAAAGUUUCACUUUCUUGGACAGCAUCAUCGAUGAACAUAGAAAACCUCAUGCAGACGUAAAUGCAAGGAUUGGCAAAGCAAAGCCGCAUCACUACAGUUGAAGAACAUAUGGAACUCAAAACAACUUUCAACCAACAUCAAAGUGAGAAUCCUGAAUACGAACGUCAAGACAGUUCUACUUUACGGAGUUGAAGCUUAGAGGACUACUAUAACCAUCAUCAUGAAAGUACAAGUAUUUAUAAACAAUUGUCCACGCACGGUACUCAAUGUUUGUUGUCUAGAUACUAUCAUUAACAGCCUACUGUGGGAGAUAACAAACCAACUACUAGCCGAGAAGGAAAUUACGAAAGGACGUUGAAAAUCGAUAGAACACACAUUGAGGAAAUCAUCAAACUGUAUCACAAAGCAAGCGCUAACUUAGAAUCCUGAAGGAAAAUAAAAAAGAGAAAAGCCAAAGAACACACUACGUCGAGAAUUGGAAGCAGACACGAAAAGGAUGAAUAACAACUGAAAAGAAUUGUUUAGGAAAAAGUUGGAUGGAGAAUGCUGGUGAGUUGCCUAUGCUUUUCCAUGAGAGGUAACAGGCGUAAGUAAGUAAGUUAGUCAGUAAACAUCUUGUAUGCCAAGAGAAUGUGAUGAGCGGUAAGUGAGAUUAUCUGAAAGGAUUGAUCAAAAGACAAAGUAAGCCAGCUGCUCAGUAAACACAACUACAACACCCACCAUCAAGAAGAUACAAGUAUUUAUAAAUAGCUGUCUACGUAAGAUACUCAACAUCCAUUGGCCGGAUACAAUCAGUAACAUCCUUCUCUGGGAGAGAAAAAAACAGCUUCCAGCUGAAGGAGAAAUUAGGAAAAGACGGUGGAAAUGGAUAUGACAUACAUUACAGAAAUCAUCAAACUGAAUCACAAGACAAGCGCUAACUUGGAAUCCUGAAGGUAAACGGAAAAGAGGAAGGCCGAAGAACAGAUUACAUCGGAAAAUGGAAGCAGAUAUGUAAAGAAUGUAUAACAACUGGAAAGAGCUGGAAACGAUUGCCCAGGACAGGAUUGGACGAGAAUGCUGGUGAACGGCCUAUACUCCUUCACGAGGAGUAACAGAAGUAAGUAAGUAAGUAAGUAACGUAUAAUAACUUGGUCUGAAUUACUGCUUACAUACAUUUAAAUGUAAUGUGAUUGCUUAAUUAUUUAUCAAAAGAUCAAUGAUCAUAGCAGUUAUGCACAUUUAUUUUUGAUACACUCAGUUUAAUUUACCAAUCAUUUAUACCUUCACGUUAUUUAACAUCAUAUAGAUUUGUGAUACACUAUGAAAGUACCAAUAUAUGUAAUAAAACAUGGAAAUAGUAUCAUGCCCAUAUUUGAUAAAAAAUUUACUCUCUAAAUAGAACAAUUAUGAGUAUACUUUGACAUGGUUACUAUUUUAUUUUAUAUUUUUCGAAAUGAAUUCUCCAUCAUAAAUUGUGUUACAUAUUUCCAAAAUUCCUGACUACUACAAUCGAAAGAACCAAGCUCAAAGAAGCGAUUGAUGAAAUGACGUAUUAUUCGAGGUAUGUUGAUGAUAUCUUCAUCGUAUGUAAUAAUCAACAACAUGCAAUAAAUCUGCUAGAGUUUUUCAAUGAAGCUCAUCCAAAUAUUCAUUUCACUAUGGAACAUGAAAAAGAAAACAUGUUCCAUUUCCUCGAUAUAGCGAUAAAACAAAGAAAGGAUGGCACAGUUCAACGCUCAGUUUAUAAGAAAGACACAUGGAAUGGUAUUUAUCUCAAUUUCAACAGCUUUUGUCCAAUCAACUAUAAAAACACACUUGUCAAAACACUGUUUCAUAGAACAGAAAGAAUAUGUACUUCCGAUACAAUAGAAGAGGAAAUUAUGAAUGUUAAAAAGUGUUUAAGAAAUAUACGGAUACCCAUUGAAAUUCAUUGAGAAAUAUGGAAAACGUGAAGAUAAAAUACCCAAAGAAACUACAGUAAAUAAAAAACCUGUCUUUAUUCAACUCAAGUUCAAAGGCGAUAAUGUCACAGGGUCAAUCAAUAUGAGACUAAAAACUGCACUGACAAAAACAUAUUCUGCAGCUAAAUUGAUUGUCCUGUCCAAAACGACAUGUUCUUUGACACAAUCAAAGGUCGACAGGUAUCCCUUUCAUGUUACCACCAACUGUGUAUACAAAUUUACAUGUAUCUGCCAAAGCAGUUACAUUGGUAGAACAGAAAGAAGAGCCUACGUCCGAUUCAAAGAACAUAUUCCGAACAGUUUGAGGUCAAACGGAUUAAAAGCAUUUAGCAGCGCUGUCGCAAGACAUCUCCCUGACACAGGACACGAAGUCGAUAUACUGAAGUCCUUCAGGGUGAUCAACAAACAAUCAAAUUCGAAGCUUUUGAAAUUCGCGGAAGCAAUAGCAAUCAAACGUUUAAAACCAGAUCUUUGUAUACAAAAAGAAACAGUAAUAAAUCUUUCUUUGCCCUGGUAACAUUACCCCCCCCUUUUAUUUAUUACGUCAUUCCAACUCUUUCUGAAUUUUAUAAUUACAUCAUUCAUAACUGACCAAUUUCAAUUCAUAUCUCUCUUUAUUACCAUUAGUCUAUUUUCAGUCACUUCAUUACAUAAUCGUCUAAUGUGUUUUAAUUCCAUGAUUUCUAAUCACUAUUUCAAUUUUCUGGAACCUUCCCUCCCAAACUCUAUAUAUUCGAAACAAAAAUUUUAUGACUUCAUUAACUCUAACGAAAUCUUUACCACAUUAUGUUACAUAUAUUCAUCCUUCAUCGCCCUCUGUUGUAUAAGUAUGUCAAUAUCUAUAAUAACGUUGAAUUUCAAAUAUUUUAGGUUGUAAGC
Messenger RNA from Schistosoma haematobium, 3178 nucleotides. RefSeq lists its product as uncharacterized. Bases 1883 to 2272 code for a protein of 129 amino acids. The record is from RefSeq and is a predicted model, not a curated record. The transcript has a single exon. NCBI's taxonomy places the organism in Eukaryota, Metazoa, Platyhelminthes, Trematoda, Strigeidida, Schistosomatidae.